Messenger RNA from Penicillium digitatum Pd1, 1662 nucleotides. RefSeq names its product Zn(II)2Cys6 transcription factor. Gene Ontology annotation, biological process: regulation of DNA-templated transcription; response to xenobiotic stimulus. The record is from RefSeq and is a predicted model, not a curated record. Gene Ontology annotation, molecular function: zinc ion binding; DNA-binding transcription factor activity, RNA polymerase II-specific. Lineage: Eukaryota; Fungi; Ascomycota; Eurotiomycetes; Eurotiales; Aspergillaceae.
AUGUCACAAUCCGACUUGAAACGAAAACGUGCCCGAAUCGCAUGUGAACCAUGUCGAGAACGGAAAAGAAAAUGCGAUGGCGCUGAACCCUGCAGCACUUGUCUUCAAUGGGGCUAUGAUUGUCACUACGAGCGUCAGCAACGACAAAGACACCAUGCUGCUCAACAGCCUCCAAAAGAAAUUGCCUUGCCAAGGUCUUCACAGCCCAUUAACUCAGUGGAUCCACAUGGGGUGGAUCGCCGGUUGUGGGCCAACUCCGGUGCUGCAUUUGUUCGGCGGAUGGGCCUGAAGAUCGAUCCUGCGAAAGCGCCAAAACUCAGCCUGUUUGGUUGGAACAUUGGAAAGCGACAACUGUCAUCCGAAUCUCAGGCUGUGUACCCUGUGCUGUCAAUCACGGAUAUCACAUCCUUGGAACAUGUGAAGACUCUCGCUCAAAUCUACUUCGCUAAGAUUGCCCCAAGCUAUGGCUUUAUUGACUCUUCUCAAUUUUUCGAGCGACUAGAGGCUAGGUGGCAGUCUCCCAUGGUCGGUAGUCUAUAUGACAGUGUUCUCGGUGGCGUAGCUGCACUAGGUUGUUUGUUUUCCCAACGAAACAUGACCAUCACUGAAUUGCAUCUCAUCGGAUCGGCACAUUCAAUUCUCGACACGUACGUUCUGUGUGGUGCUCCUCCUGUGGAACUUCUCACUGGGUGGACACUACGAGUUGUCUACAUGCGAAUGACAGAUCUGCCCCACUCAACAUGGAUCGCGAGUUCGAAGUUGAUGCAUCUGGUGGAAGCCGCAGGAUUCCACCUAGAGUCCACUGAUUCAGUCUUUCCGCGCAGUAUUGGCACAGAGUUUGAUCCAAAUAUCAGAAGAAAACUCUUCGGCGUGGCACUACAUCUUAAUAUGUGGACGUCUUAUGAUCUUGGUCUAUCGAGAGUGUCCUUUCAAAAGAAUGAUUUGCCAUUGCUUCCAUCAGCCUCGGAAAGUGAUUCGACAUAUGAGCUAUUAGGACUUAUUCCACUAUCAGCAAGCCUAGACCCAGGAAAGCCAAAAGAAAAUGAGAUCAAGUUAGAAGAAUCUCUUUCGCAGAUCCUAGAAAGAGUUCAUGCCGAGCCUCCCUCAGCCAUGGCGCAAUGCAAUCUUGUGCUUUGCCUUCUGCGCAGAAUCCAUACAGAGAAGCUUGAAAUAUCGUCUCUCCUAGCAGAAAAAGCUCUAGCAUUGCUGAAAAAGGGACUUGGUUGCUCACGCACCAUGGUCAAUACCUGUAAUCCCUGGCAACAGAUGGCAAACGUGCCUUUCCACAUUAUAUGUGUCUUGCUCGUGAUGGACACUCGGCAAUCGCUAGCAAUGCUCCCCGAAGCAAUGCAGACAUUGAAGUUGGUCGCAUCCACUUAUGAUACAAACACCAUGAGAGAAGCCUGGAGCGCGGCUCUCUUGCUAGUUAAGCUCCAUCAACAGCGGAGGAAGGAUGACCUUGCGAUCUUCACCGACAUUAUGAACAUGGAAGAGCAUGAAAAUCCAGCGGGGCCAACCCAGCAAGAAUUUCCAAGCGCCGAAGAGUACUCAUGGCUAGGGGCUUUGGUCACCGAUCUACCUGGCUUGCAGAGGGAUGACCUUGAUCAAUUUCUGAAUGCGGAUGUGAUUGACAGUUCAGGUUUCCUGGGUGGAUCUGGAUGA